AUGGGGAAAGGACAAGCCUAUUCUGUAGUUGCAUCUGUGUUGAUGUUAGUGUAUCUGUCGUCUAAAAUCGAAUGCAGCAACCAAGUGCACGCCCUGAGCCGCCUCUACAUGUCGAAGCGAGGGGUGGGUUCCAUGGACACAAGCCAUUUCAAGGCGGUUAAGGAUUUGAAACCGUCUUCGCUCCGAGGUAUCGUCAACCAGGAGGAGUUAAGAAAGAGAGAUCUGAUACGGAGAUUGCCCGGACAGCCUUCGGUUGAUUUCGAUCAGUAUGGCGGCUACGUCACCGUCGACGAAUCAGCGGGCCGUUCCUUCUUCUACUAUUUCGUGGAAGCUUCCUCCGACUCUAAGGAUUCUUCUCCUCUGCUUCUCUGGCUCAACGGGGGACCGGGAUGCUCGUCACUGGCUUAUGGAGCAUUACAAGAGCUUGGGCCGUUCAGAGUGCACAGCGACGGCAAAACGCUUUUUAGAAACCGAUAUGCAUGGAACAAUGCUGCGAACGUGUUGUUCUUAGAAUCUCCGGCGGGAGUGGGGUUCUCGUACACGAACACAACGUCGGAUUUAGAGAAGCACGGGGACAGGAACACGGCGGCUGAUAACUACAUAUUUUUGGUAAAGUGGCUGGAGAGGUUCCCUGAGUACAAAGGCAGGGACUUGUACAUCGCCGGGGAGAGCUAUGCUGGCCACUAUGUUCCCCAGCUUGCCCAUACUAUCCUUGUACAUCGCCGGAGCUCCCUCAAUCUCAAGGGCAUUCUGAUAGGAAAUGCGGUGAUCAACGACGAGACCGACUUGAUGGGUAUGUACGACUUUUUCGAGAGUCACGCUUUGAUCUCAGAGGAUUCUUUGGUAAGGCUCAAGAACAAGUGCGAUCUCAAGACGGAGUCUGCGAGUGUGAUGACGGAGGAGUGCGCGGUGGUGUCGGACCAAAUCGACAUGGACACGUAUUACCUGGACAUAUAUAACAUAUAUGCUCCCUUGUGCUUCAACUCCACGCUCACUCGCAGGCCCAAGAGAGGAACCACAAUAAGGGAGUUCGAUCCGUGCAGUGACCAUUACGUGCAGGCCUACCUGAACAGGCCGGAGGUCCAGACCGCCCUGCACGCAAACGCUACGAAGCUGCCUUACAAGUGGGAGCCGUGCAGCAGUUUGAUAAAGAAGUGGAACGACAGUCCAACCACAGUGAUUCCUCUCAUCAAGGAGCUGAUGGGUCAGGGCGUCCGAGUUUGGGUGUUCAGCGGAGAUACGGACGGGAGAAUUCCGGUGACGUCCACCAAAUACUCGCUCAAAAAGAUGAAUCUAACGGCCGAAACGGCUUGGCAUCCGUGGUACCUAGGGGGAGAGGUGGGAGGAUACACAGAGGAGUACAAAGGGAAGUUGACAUUUGCCACCGUGAGAGGGGCUGGUCAUCAGGUUCCCAGCUUCCAGCCUAAACGCUCUCUUUCACUCUUCAUUCACUUCCUCAAUGACACUCCACUCCCUGACACCUCUCGUUACUGA
Messenger RNA from Microthlaspi erraticum, 1494 nucleotides. Lineage: Eukaryota; Viridiplantae; Streptophyta; Magnoliopsida; Brassicales; Brassicaceae. The record is from the annotation of a GenBank genome assembly.